GCCAAUUCACACAUACAUUUUUCUUUAUAAAGAAUAGUCUGUGUGUUAAUAAUUCUCAUCUCCUGUCCGGACAUAGACACAAAAGAUGGAAGCUGUAAGAAGAAGAGGCAGAGAGAGCAACAAAAGUCCAGAGAGGCUAAUAAGGUCUUUGAAUCUUCAGCAAGAUGAUGAAGAAGAAGAGGCCAAGACAAAGAGAACAAUCUUCAGAAGAGUCCAAGUCGUUUAUUAUCUCACCAGAAAUGGCCACCUCGAACACCCUCACUUCAUUGAAGUCAUUACUCCGGUUAACCAGCAUCUCCGGUUAAGAGAUGUGAUGAACCGGCUUACUGUUUUGAGAGGGAAGAACAUGCCAUCACUAUACGCUUGGUCAUGCAAAAGGAGCUAUAGAAAUGGAUUCGUGUGGAAUGAUUUAGCUGAAAACGAUUUGAUUUACCCGUCGAACUGUGGUGAAUAUGUGUUGAAAGGAUCUGAAAUCGCCGAGAAUGUUGAAGAGACACAUGUGAAGAGAACACUGUCUGGUCUAAAUCAAGAAGCUCCAAAAAGUCGACUUCUCAGGUUAAAACCAAAACUUCAAAACAGAACAACGUCGUUUGACGAGUCAGAGCUCUACCUCGGACUCGGAGAAGAGGAAGAAGAAGAAGACGGAGAGUACGGGCUUUCCGAAGAGAAAACCAGCUACACAUCCUCCACGACGCCGCAGUCUCGCUGCUCUCGCGGAAUCUCCACGGAGACAAUCGAAUUCACCGAGAAAAAACCUAACUUGGUCAAGACGGAACAGAGCCUGCCCGUCCGGUCUGACUCGUCCGAGUUGACUCGUUCCGCCGAGCGGGUCGAGGACGGUGACCCGGUGGAUACCGGGUCAGUUCGCGGGUCUAUUUGGCUCCAGAUGAUCUCGUGCGGGCACAUAGCCAAGCACUAAUCUACAAGGUCGCCGUCAAAGGAGACCGACAA
Brassica oleracea var. oleracea is the source of this 951-nucleotide messenger RNA. Its product is annotated as protein UPSTREAM OF FLC. The record is from RefSeq and is a predicted model, not a curated record. The coding region runs from base 86 to 919 and encodes 277 amino acids. The transcript is spliced from 4 exons. Lineage: Eukaryota; Viridiplantae; Streptophyta; Magnoliopsida; Brassicales; Brassicaceae.